AGCCGCGCAGCGGGAAGAGCCGGCCGAAGCGUGGCGGCCACAGACUGUGGGUACCGGGUCCGAGGGACUCGCGCUUUUCUCUCCGUGCCAUGGCGCCAGCGAAAGCCACGAACGUGGUGCGGCUGCUACUAGGCUCCACAGCGCUGUGGCUUUCGCAGCUCGGCUCCGGGACGGUCGCCGCGUCCAAGUCGGUGACUGCCCACUUGGCCGCGAAGUGGCCCGAGACCCCGCUGCUGCUGGAGGCAAGUGAAUUUAUGGCAGAAGAAAGUAAUGAAAAAUUUUGGCAGUUUUUGGAAACUGUGCAAGAAUUAGCAAUUUAUAAGCAAACAGAAUCAGAUUAUUCUUAUUACAACUUAAUCCUGAAGAAAGCUGGACAGUUUCUAGACAAUUUACACAUCAACCUUUUAAAGUUUGCUUUCUCUAUAAGGGCAUACUCCCCAGCUAUUCAGAUGUUUCAGCAGAUUGCAGCUGAUGAGCCACCACCAGAUGGUUGUAAUGCAUUUGUGGUUAUUCAUAAGAAGCACACCUGUAAAAUUAAUGAGAUUAAAAAGCUGCUGAAGAAAGCUGCUUCAAGGACUAGACCUUAUCUAUUUAAAGGAGAUCACAAAUUUCCUACAAACAAAGAGAACUUACCAGUGGUGAUUCUCUAUGCCGAAAUGGGUACUAGAACAUUUAGUGCAUUUCACAAAGUAUUGUCUGAAAAAGCUCAAAAUGAGGAAAUUCUGUAUGUUCUUCGCCAUUAUAUUCAGAAACCAAGCUCACGGAAAAUGUACUUAUCUGGGUAUGGUGUGGAGCUAGCAAUUAAGAGUACAGAAUACAAAGCACUGGAUGAUACCCAAGUUAAAACUGUGACUAAUACUACUGUAGAGGAUGAGACUGAAACAAAUGAAGUUCAAGGAUUUCUCUUUGGGAAACUAAAAGAAAUAUAUUCAGAUCUUAGAGAUAAUCUGACAGCAUUCCAAAAAUACCUGAUUGAGAGUAACAAACAAAUGAUGCCUUUGAAAGUCUGGGAACUACAAGAUCUUAGUUUUCAAGCAGCUUCUCAAAUAAUGUCCGCUCCAGUUUAUGAUUCCAUUAAAUUAAUGAAAGACAUUUCACAGAACUUCCCCAUAAAAGCCAGAUCUCUAACCAGAAUUGCUGUAAAUCAACAUAUGAGAGAAGAAAUAAAGGAAAAUCAAAAGGAUCUUCAAGUUAGAUUUAAAAUUCAGCCAGGCGAUGCUCGUCUAUUUAUAAAUGGCCUUCGUGUUGAUAUGGAUGUUUAUGACGCUUUUAGUAUUUUGGAUAUGCUGAAAUUAGAAGGAAAAAUGAUGAAUGGCCUUCGCAAUCUUGGGAUCAAUGGGGAAGAUAUGAGCAAAUUUUUAAAAUUAAAUUCACACAUUUGGGAAUAUACUUAUGUAUUAGAUAUUCGACAUUCUUCUAUAAUGUGGAUUAAUGACUUAGAAAAUGAUGAUUUGUAUAUUACAUGGCCUACAAGUUGCCAGAAACUUCUGAAGCCAGUAUUUCCUGGAAGUGUACCUUCCAUAAGGCGCAAUUUUCAUAAUUUGGUUCUGUUUAUUGAUCCGGCCCAAGAAUAUACCUUGGAUUUUAUAAAACUUGCUGAUGUUUUCUAUUCUCACGAAGUUCCUCUUAGAAUUGGUUUUGUGUUCAUUCUUAAUACAGAUGAUGAAGUUGAUGGAGCAAAUGAUGCUGGAGUUGCUCUCUGGCGAGCUUUCAACUAUAUUGCAGAAGAAUUUGAUAUAUCAGAAGCAUUUAUUUCUAUAGUACACAUGUACCAAAAAGUGAAGAAGGAUCAAAAUAUACUCACUGUGGACAAUGUGAAGAGUGUUCUCCAAAAUACAUUUCCUCAUGCUAAUAUUUGGGAUAUUUUGGGAAUUCAUUCUAAAUAUGAUGAAGAAAGAAAGGCUGGAGCAAGCUUUUAUAAGAUGACUGGCCUGGGUCCUUUGCCUCAAGCUCUUUAUAAUGGUGAACCCUUUAAACAUGAAGAGAUGAAUAUUAAAGAACUAAAAAUGGCUGUUCUUCAAAGAAUGAUGGAUGCAUCUGUAUAUUUACAAAGAGAAGUUUUUUUGGGCACAUUAAAUGAUCGCACGAAUGCAAUUGAUUUUCUAAUGGAUAGGAAUAAUGUUGUACCCCGUAUAAAUACUUUGAUUUUGCGUACUAACCAGCAGUACCUCAAUUUAAUAUCUACAUCAGUAACUGCUGAUGUUGAAGAUUUCUCUACUUUCUUUUUCUUGGAUUCACAAGAUAAGAGUGCUGUAAUUGCAAAGAACAUGUAUUAUUUAACCCAAGACGAUGAGAGUAUAAUUUCUGCAGUCACUCUCUGGAUUAUUGCAGAUUUUGAUAAGCCUUCUGGGAGAAAACUUCUUUUUAAUGCAUUAAAGCACAUGAAAACAAGUGUUCAUAGUCGGUUGGGGAUUAUUUAUAAUCCUACAUCAAAAAUAAAUGAAGAGAACACAGCUAUUUCUAGAGGAAUUUUGGCAGCUUUUCUUACACAGAAGAACAUGUUUUUGAGAAGCUUUCUUGGGCAACUGGCAAAGGAAGAAAUUGCUACAGCUAUUUACUCUGGAGAUAAAAUUAAAACAUUCCUUAUUGAGGGGAUGGAUAAGAAUGCUUUUGAGAAAAAAUAUAAUACUGUUGGAGUGAAUAUUUUUCGAACUCACCAGUUGUUCUGUCAAGAUGUACUUAAAUUACGUCCUGGAGAAAUGGGUAUUGUCAGCAAUGGGAGAUUCUUAGGACCUUUAGAUGAAGAUUUUUAUGCAGAAGAUUUUUACUUGUUGGAAAAGAUAACAUUUAGUAAUUUAGGAGAGAAAAUUAAAGGCAUUGUUGAAAAUAUGGGAAUCAACGCAAAUAACAUGAGUGACUUUAUUAUGAAAGUUGAUGCCCUUAUGUCCUCUGUGCCUAAGCGUGCAUCUCGAUAUGAUGUCACAUUUCUUAGGGAGAAUCACAGUGUUAUAAAGACGAAUCCUCAAGAGAAUGAUAUGUUCUUCAAUGUCAUUGCUAUUGUUGAUCCAUUAACAAGAGAAGCACAGAAAAUGGCACAGUUGUUGGUUGUACUUGGCAAGAUUAUCAACAUGAAGAUAAAGUUGUUCAUGAACUGUAGGGGCAGGCUUUCAGAAGCCCCUUUAGAAAGAAUCACUGUCAUUCAUUAUGAGCCAUUCUUAUUGAUGGGAAUAUUCAGUUCUCCUUCAUGUGUCAUUGGGCAGAAAACAGGCUUUUACCGUUUUGUUCUGGAACCAGAACUGAUGUCAGGGGCUAAUGACGUUUCUUCUCUUGGACCAGUGGCAAAAUUUUUGGAUAUUCCUGAAUCACCCCUCCUAAUCCUCAACAUGAUUACUCCAGAAGGCUGGUUGGUUGAAACAGUGCACAGCAACUGUGACCUUGAUAAUAUUCACUUAAAGGAUACUGAGAAAACUGUUACAGCAGAAUAUGAACUAGAAUACUUACUACUGGAAGGACAAUGCUUUGAUAAAGUGACAGAACAGCCUCCUCGGGGUCUGCAGUUCACACUAGGCACAAAAAAUAAACCUGCUGUGGUUGAUACAAUAGUGAUGGCACAUCAUGGGUAUUUUCAAUUAAAAGCAAACCCAGGUGCUUGGAUACUGAGGUUACACCAAGGAAAAUCUGAAGAUAUUUAUCAAAUAGUUGGGCAUGAAGGAACUGACUCUCAAGCAGACCUAGAAGAUAUCAUUGUUGUAUUAAACAGCUUCAAAAGCAAGAUACUCAAAGUAAAAGUGAAAAAAGAAACAGACAAAAUUAAGGAAGAUAUCCUUACCGAUGAAGAUGAAAAAACAAAAGGACUGUGGGAUUCCAUUAAAAGUUUCACAGUAAGCUUGCAUAAAGAAAACAAAAAGGAAAAAGAUGUCCUAAACAUUUUUUCAGUUGCUUCUGGUCAUUUAUAUGAACGUUUUUUAAGAAUUAUGAUGCUUUCUGUUUUGCGUAACACCAAAACACCAGUGAAAUUCUGGUUGCUAAAAAAUUAUCUCUCACCGACAUUUAAAGAAGUAAUUCCUCACAUGGCUAAAGAGUAUGGAUUCCGAUAUGAACUAGUUCAAUAUAGGUGGCCCCGUUGGCUUCGUCAACAGACUGAAAGACAGAGGAUUAUUUGGGGUUACAAAAUUCUUUUCCUUGAUGUUCUUUUCCCACUAGCAGUGGACAAAAUCAUUUUUGUUGAUGCUGACCAGAUUGUGAGACAUGAUCUAAAAGAACUUCGAGAUUUCGAUCUGGAUGGAGCUCCUUAUGGGUAUACUCCAUUUUGUGAUAGCCGCAGGGAAAUGGAUGGAUAUCGUUUCUGGAAAACAGGAUACUGGGCAUCACAUCUUUUAAGACGGAAAUACCAUAUCAGUGCUUUAUAUGUAGUGGAUCUCAAGAAGUUCAGGAGAAUUGGAGCAGGUGACAGGCUCAGGAGCCAGUAUCAAGCUCUCAGUCAAGAUCCAAACAGUCUUUCAAACCUAGAUCAGGAUCUCCCCAAUAAUAUGAUUUACCAAGUCGCCAUUAAGUCUCUUCCUCAAGACUGGCUGUGGUGUGAAACCUGGUGUGAUGAUGAAUCCAAACAAAGAGCCAAAACAAUUGAUCUGUGCAAUAAUCCCAAAACAAAAGAAUCCAAACUAAAAGCUGCUGCCAGAAUUGUCCCAGAAUGGGUGGAGUAUGAUGCUGAGAUAAGACAACUAUUAGAUCAUCUUGAAAACAAGAAGCAAGAUACAAGCUCUACAAGAAGCAUGGCAGCAUCUGCUUCUGGGGAAGCCUCAAGGAGCUUUUAUUCAUGGUGGAAGGCAAAGCAGGAGCAGGUGUCUUACAUUGGAGGAACAGGACCACGAGAGAGAAGGGGAAGGUGCCACACACUUUUAAACAACCAGAUCUCACACUAACUCACUCACUAUCACAAGAAGAGCACCGAGGGAAUGCUGCUAACCCAUUCAUGAGGACUCUGCCCCCGUGGUCCAGUUACCUCCUACCAGGGAAUUAUACCCUCCCACCUCCAACACUGGGGAUGAGAUUUGGUGAGGACACAGAUCCAAACCAUAUCGUUGUGCUUAUUGGCCAUCUGUAUAUUAUAAGUUUUUUUGCAAAGUGCCUAUUCAAGAUUUUUGCUCUUUUUUAAGUUUUGGAUUUUGAAUUUCUUUGGAAAACAAAAAAGCCCACUGAGAUUUUGAUUGCAACUCUUGUUUUAAAUCAGUUUGGUGAAGAUUAAUGUGUUGAUUAUGUUGAGCUUCCAAUUCAUAAAUACGAUAUGUUUCUUGAUUUAUUUUGGUCUUUAAUUACUCCUAGCAGAGUUUUAGUUUGCAGUGUACAUAUUUUACUAAGAAUUUUAUAACUGAAUGCUAAUAUAAAUGGUAUUUUUAAAUUUCUUGUUGGUUGCUAAUACAUAGAAAUACAAUUAAUUUUUGUAUAUUGGACUUAUGUCCUGUGGCUUUGCUAUACUCACUUAUUAGUUCUAGUAGAGUUCUUAGGAAUUUUUUCAUAAUGGGUCCUGUUAUAGUUGUAGAGUUCACAGGAUUGUCUUCACAGUGGAUCAUAUCUUCAGCAAAUAAAAAUAGUUUUACUUUUUCCUUUCCA
Molecule: messenger RNA, 5550 nt
Organism: Homo sapiens (human)
Lineage: Eukaryota; Metazoa; Chordata; Mammalia; Primates; Hominidae
Gene: UGGT2
Product: UDP-glucose glycoprotein glucosyltransferase 2
Exons: 40
Coding region: 90-4862 (1590 amino acids)
Biological process (GO): glycoprotein biosynthetic process; endoplasmic reticulum mannose trimming; UDP-glucosylation
Cellular component (GO): endoplasmic reticulum lumen; endoplasmic reticulum quality control compartment; endoplasmic reticulum-Golgi intermediate compartment
Molecular function (GO): UDP-glucose:glycoprotein glucosyltransferase activity
Source: RefSeq, a predicted model, not a curated record